Messenger RNA from Peronospora belbahrii, 330 nucleotides. Lineage: Eukaryota; Oomycota; Peronosporomycetes; Peronosporales; Peronosporaceae. The record is from the annotation of a GenBank genome assembly.
AUGAGCGGCACCACGACCGAUUAUGGGCGAGUCCCAAUGUUCCAGAAUACGCUCACCAGUCAACGCCGAUUCCCGGCGCUAUCAACCAGUGAUGGAGGACUCUCACGCUUGAAUUUGAAAGACUCAGACCAGUUACUUGUGGAGCAGCUGCAGGAGGUCGGUCUGCGGAUGACAUUGACUGACUAUGAUCUAAGUCAACCGCGAAAUCCAGCCGAGGCUGCCGAGAGUCUUGCUGAGGCGACUACGUAUGCGAUUUUCAAUGACGGGUUGGGUGUGCACGCUACUAACCCUGGUCAUCAAGGUGAACCAUGCAAAACGCUGACGAAUUAA